Messenger RNA from Sphaeramia orbicularis (orbiculate cardinalfish), 6370 nucleotides. RefSeq names its product myocardin related transcription factor Ba (gene mrtfba). The record is from RefSeq and is a predicted model, not a curated record. Bases 331 to 3594 code for a protein of 1087 amino acids. NCBI's taxonomy places the organism in Eukaryota, Metazoa, Chordata, Actinopteri, Kurtiformes, Apogonidae. Gene Ontology annotation, cellular component: nucleus. Gene Ontology annotation, molecular function: transcription coactivator activity. The transcript has 17 exons. Gene Ontology annotation, biological process: positive regulation of transcription by RNA polymerase II; smooth muscle cell differentiation.
AGACCAGUCGCAGCCAUUUUACCCUGUGAAAUAAACUUCAAUCUCAUAGCAGGAGGAAACAAACAAAAUACGGAGCAUAGUUCGACUGACAUUAUUGGAUGUACCUCUGUAAACUACAGGCUGGACUGCUUCUGGUUGAAACUCUUCAUAAUUCGGUGCGACUCCAUGGCUUAGAGUGACUGUUUACAGCAGCGAGCACAGACGUCUGCUUUCUCCGUCCCUUGCUGCCCUCUGUUACUAUAGGUAGCAGGUAGCAAAACCUGAGGGACGGUGACCCAAACACUCUUGCUGCUUUGCCCGGGACCCUCCCCAAUCCCCUCCUGAGGCAGAAUGGAGCCCCAAGCUUCCCAGGGGCAGCUAGGAGCAGAGGGGGAUUGUGGGAUGAUGAGUCUGCUUGUGCCUAGUCCCCAGAGCGAGGCGGUGACCCAUGAGAUGGAGGAGCUGUCACUGCAGCCCACACAGAGUCUGCCUCCACUCAAUGAACGCAAGAACGUCCUGCAGUUGAGGCUUCAGCAAAGGCGAACCCGGGAGCAGCUGGUGGACCAGGGCAUCAUGCCUCCUCUGAAGAGCCCAGCAGCUUUCCAUGGACAGAUUCGCAGCUUGGAGAGAGCCAGGACCGAAAACUUUCUGAAGCACAAAAUUCGCAGUCGACCAGAAAGAGCAGAGCUGGUCAGGAUGCACAUUCUGCAAGAGACUGGAGCCGAGCCCUCUUUGCAGGCCACCCAGAUGAAGCUGAAAAGGGCUCGGCUAGCUGAUAAUCUAAAUGAAAAGAUCGCCCAGCGGCCAGGUCCAAUGGAGCUGGUGGAGAAAAACAUCUUACCAGUGGACUCCAACCUCAAGCAGGCCAUCAUUGUAGGGCAGGUGAACUAUCCCAAAGUUUUGGAUGAAGACAGCAGUGAUGCCCUGUCGCCUGAGCAGCCAGCCAGCCAGGAGUCCCAGAGUUCUGUCCCUUCACCUGGAGAGAACAAAGCACCUGAGACCCCAUCUCCAGCUGCCGUACCUCCAACUCUACCCAGCACCAUGCUGCAGGCCAUCCCAGUGGCCACACAAGCAACUACCGACUUUAUGAAAGUCAUCUCCACCAAUGAGCAGCAUGCCACUCGCCCAGCUGUUACCCUUGCACAGCCACUCACUACAGCUGUCCCCUCAAAACCAGGCCCGACACUGGUGAAACAAAGCCAGCAGAAACCUCUCUCAGAGAAGAGUCGCAGUAAGAAGGGCAAAGAGCCAAAGUCCCGUGUGAAAAAGCUCAAGUACCACCAGUAUGUUCCUCCAGACCAGAAGCAGGAGGCCAGUGAAGCACCAAUGGACUCUUCUUAUGCUCGACUGCUUCAGCAACAGCAACUGUUUCUGCAGCUCCAGAUCCUCAGCCAGCAGCAGCAACACUACAACUAUCAGACCAUAUUACCAGCACCACUCAAACCUGUGGCAGAAGGUCAGAGCAGCAGCGCCAGCAGCCUGCCAGCCUCUAUCGUUGUCUCUUUGCCCACUGCCUCUCCACCGCCGCCCCUGCCUCCAGCUCCAACUCGGCCGCACAACUCGCUGUCAAACCGCAAGCCAGGCGUGCUGCCAGCCAACCUGGAGGAAAUGAAGGUGGCUGAACUCAAACUGGAGCUAAAGCUGCGUGGCCUCCCCGUUUCAGGCACAAAAACUGAUCUGAUAGAGAGACUCAAGCCCUUCCAGGACACCCCCACCACCUCUGCUCCCUCUACAACCCCUUCCUCUGCCGCCCUUACCACACUGACCACAGUCCCCAUGGAGGUCAGCACAACCACUACCACCCCAGCCAUAGUCCUUCCAGCCCAACAGGGGGCUCCGGAGAACAUGAGCUCCACACCUCCGGUUUCACCCAUUCCCAACGAAUCUUCCUCCAUCAUGUCUGAAGCACAAAUGGGCCCGCUGUCCUCACCCAUCCCAACCUUUCACAUCCCAGAGGAGAAGGACAGGAGGCUGCAUGAGAAGGAGCGGCAGAUAGAGGAGCUGAUGCGGAAGCUGGAGCAGGAGCAGAAGUUAGUGGAGGAGCUGAAGAUGCAGCUAGAGGUGGAGAAGAGAGGCCUGGGUAGUGGCAGCACUGACUCCGCCUCUGUCCCACCACAGCUCACCUCAGUACCCGCCAUAAACUCUGUCCCAACAGUCCUGAACGCAAAUGUAGUGAAAAGAGAGGGUCCCAUCCUGUCAAACUGUUCAUCCACAGCUACGAUCCCAAACUCAAUCCUGGGCCCCUCGACUAUUACAACCCCCCUGCCCACUGUGGUGAAACUGGAGGAUGUGACCGUUUCUUCUGGCAAGCCCCUCCAGCUCCCAACCCAAACCCAGCUCAUCACCCAGAUCCAGCCCUCAGCCCAGCCCCAGGUGACCGCCAGCCCACAGUUCCUCCCCCAGUCUCAGAGAAGUCCCAAAGUCCAGGCCCAGCCCCAGCCCCAGCCCACCACUCCUAGCCUGCAGCAGUUCUUCAUCAGCCACACAGGUGGAGUGUCCCAGGUACUGGGUCAGCCCCAGACUCUGCUGACCACCACAGGCCAGGCUGGGACUCAGAUCCUCCUCCCAGUAUCACUACCCAACAACACUACUACAAUCCAGCUGCCGAGUACCACCGUCAGCCUGCAGCCUGUUCUACAGGCCACUGUCUCAAAUCCUGCCCCGGGUCUGGUUCAGGCCCCCGUUCCUCAGAUACAGAACACGAAAAUGGAAACUGCACCCAGCCAGCAGCUAGUCAACCCACUGCUACAGACUCUGACAGUGUGCAAUAAUACUACUGGUUUGGAGAACCAGACUAGAGCUGACCUAAAUCCACAGUGUUUCCUGAGAAGCUCUCAGGAGAGCAGGGUUUCUCCACGGGCAUCACCCAACCACCAUGUCUCCAAUGGACCCCUCAAUAAGUGUCCCUCUCCAUCCCAAACCACCUUCAUCCUUCAGCCCACCUCGCUGGUCACUCAACCUGCCAAGACAAGAGAGCCUCCCCGCUAUGAGGACGCCAUCAAACAGAGCCGAAACCUGCACACAAACAGCAUUUCGCAGGUUCCCACAGCAACCAGCCAGCAGAUGGAUGAUUUGUUUGACAUCCUCAUAGAGAGUGGAGAAAUCACCCCUUUCAUCCAGCAGGACCCUCCAGCGUCAAUCAAUAAGACGUUGCCUGUCACAGCCAACAUCACCACUCUGCCCAUGAGCACUGCCCUCUGUAGACCACCUCCACAGAUCCAGUUGGCCCCUCCCCCUACACUGAGCCCCACCAUGGACCCCAACCUGCCAAGCCUCUCCUCUCUAGCUACAGACAAUCAGCUGGAGGCCUUCCUGGAGAAAACGCUGACGGAAACACCCCCAGCAUCAGACCCCCGCACCCAGGGCCUGAUGGAGGAGCUGCAGGCCCAGCUCAUGGACCAGCAGCCGUACUCGCCGAUGGACACAUCUGACCUGUCCUUCUGCGAUUCCUCGUCACCCCCCUCCUCACUCCAAAUGGGUCUGUCCGACCCGGCGCUGGACAACAUGGAAUGGCUGGACCUCACAAUGCCUCCCGGUCCUGCGGGGCCCCUCACGCCGCUGGGGAUCCCAACGGACUUCCUGGACUCGCAUGACCUGCAGCUGCACUGGGACUGAUGGAUGGAGAAGAUGAAGGUGAGCAGCUGAGCCAAGAGGCAGAAAACAAAAGGGACUGACAGGUGUGGAGGUAAAUUUUAACAUUUUAAAUAAAGAAGAGAAAGUCAUCAAAGAAACAUGGCAUUGGCGUGCCAUAUCACUCUUAACAGUACACCCAUACAUCUGUAAGAUUCCCACGUAACUACAGUAAAGACGCUGUACAAGCAGUGCACUGAUUCAAAUACAAGCAGGAGUUUGCACAGCUUUAAACGAGGGCAUGUAAUAGUGGUCUCAUAGAUUAUGUAAAGUAAAAAAAAAACAACAUUUAGAAAAUGAGGGAUUUUUAGAAGAGAAGAAUGGGUGACGGUUGGAUUUUAGAGAAUGAGCCAAAUGGAUACUGGACUGUUAAAACCACACUAAUACAGCUGUACUUUAUUGUGGACAGAGCUCAACAGUAUAGUGGGCUGAUGGAGGUUUGGCUGUUUGCCUUUCACUGCGUCGGUUUUUACAGUGGAAGUGAACGACUUCCUUAAUACUUGAGGGUGUGGUCUGAUGUGAAGACCAUUGUGCCAUACACGGUGAUCAAAGCUGGCAGUUACAACACAGUAACUCUGUAUCAUCUAUAUGACAGCUCAAACUACAGAUUUAUGCUGAGUUUAAUAAAAGAAUGAAUGGAAGAAGUUCAGGUUUACAAACUCAGCUUUUGGAGACUCGGCCUGCGAAGGCUUAGACUAACGCAGUCUGAGAUCAGAGGUUGAUUGGAGGUCACGCUUUCUGUACUCCAGUAGAAGUUCAGGUAUUUGAGUAAAAGAUCAUUCUACCAUAAGUAGAAGUACUGAUUUAACUGCUCUAUUGUAGUAAAAGUGAAAAACUACAGGCUCUGACAUGUAAUCAAAGUCAAAAUUAGGCCUUUUAGUUUAGUUUCACUGAAGAAAAUCAGCACUAAUGGAUGAAAUCAGACAUUACAAGUGUUUUUUUUUUUUUUUUGACAUCUAUUACACUGGUUCCAUUUUGUUUUCAUCUCUCCCAUAAUUUUUGUCCUAGUAUGCCCUUGUCGUCUUUUGUCAGAUUGCAGAAAAGAUUACAAUCAAGACAAACAAAAUGAACAAUUGAAACACUCGGUCACAAAAUCAGAGACUACAAGUUUGUUUGUUUUCUGUUGCUUCCAUAUCACUUUGUCUUGUUUUCUUUUACCUCGCUUUUCUCUUAUGUGUCUGUCAUGUAAUUUAGUCUGUGUUCCUGUGAAGGUUCAUCUUCUUUUGUCUUGCUGAAUAAGGGCAUAGAUUGAGCAUAGUGCUGCCACUAAUGACUAAUUUUGUAAUGAUUGAUCGUUCGACUAAUUUUUCGUUUAGUCGACUAAUCUAAACAACAAUUUAAAAAAAAAAAAAAAUCAAGUGUUUGUUAUUUUGUCAUGUCCAUUUUAUUUUGAGUACAACUCAAGGGCCAAAACAUAAAAUGUCACCUGUACCAUGAUAAAUGUAAACAAUAUAAAUACCUUAAAUAUUACCAAACAAAAAAUGACAAUUUGAGAUGUUUUCCACGCAAGAGCGGGGGCAGGGGGAGGUGGGAGGAUGAACAGGUGCGCAGGGAUCCGUGGACCAGAGGGGAGGGAGGGGCAAUGAACAGGUGUGCACAGAUCUGCAGACUGGGAUGGGAUGAACCACAAGAGCGCAGGAAUGAAACUUCAAAUGCUCUCCCUCUGUCUGAGGUACUGCAGGCACCAAUGCAGCAUGGAUUCCCCAUGUGUCGCGGCCAAAAAUAAAUACAGUCAAUAGUAAAACAACUUAUGGAAUAAAAUAUUACUAUUGACUAAUUUUCACGGUUGAUUACAUCGACUAAUUGCGGCAGCACUAAUUGAACAUAGAGCAUAUCUGUUUAGAAUCAUAAAGUGAAUUUUGAUCGAAGGCUAAGUAAAUCAAAUGAACACAGUAAGAACUAAAGGUGUGUUUCUGUCCUGUUUCAUCACGUUACAGUUUCAUUUUGUUUCUUGUUAUAUUUUUCUCUUCUUAUGUCUGUUUGUUGUGUUGUUUUUUAUCAUCCAUUAAGAGCGACACAAGAAAAAAUAAAAAUAAUGGAUAAAUCUACCCAAAUUAUUUCAAGCUAUAGUAUGGAGCUAGUUUAGAAAAUAUAAAGUAGUUUUUGUUAAAAUGUAGGACUAAGACUAAGCAGUACAGAUACCUGAAAACUCUACAGAAGUACAGUAAUGAAGUAUUUGUUACCUCCCACCUCUGUGUGAGUUAUGUGAGCAGGCCGGUCUGCGACGUUCGCUCUGCUUUUUUGAUUCAAGUCCAGAUGUACACAGGGAGUCAUGGGAUUCACACUGUUCCUGAACACCACAUAGUGGACAUUAUAGCCGCUGACUAAUCUAGUAUGUGAUAUCAGACGUGACUGUUUUUACUCUGACCUAUCAUGCGACCCCACCCCACCCCCUCGGGUCAAGCUGAAUAACCAAUGACUCUAAAGAUCAAAGACUGGACUCCAGUCAGAUGACGAGUUGGAGGAGGCUCCUCCAUCGAUGCGUGAGCUAUGCACUAAAAAGAGGCGGAGAGAUGGUGUGACGCUACGGCCGCCUCGUUCACCUCACAAUAAGGAAAUGUGAAGCAUAUCCAAGGUGAUAAUUUCAGUAAAGUGACUGGUUCGAUUGUGUGGCUUCAGAGAUGCUACAGUCGCUGUCUCUCACUUUGAAUGUAUCCAAAAAAAAAAAAAAGACAGUAAAAUAAGACUAUACAAACAAUGUUGGCAGCUUUUUUUCUCCUAACAUUGGAAAGGGAACAAAUAUCAGUUUAUGAGACAUGCA